Triplophysa rosa is the source of this 5332-nucleotide messenger RNA. It is a transcript of the gene sh2b1, whose product is annotated as SH2B adaptor protein 1. The record is from RefSeq and is a predicted model, not a curated record. Gene Ontology annotation, molecular function: transmembrane receptor protein tyrosine kinase adaptor activity. NCBI's taxonomy places the organism in Eukaryota, Metazoa, Chordata, Actinopteri, Cypriniformes, Nemacheilidae. Bases 710 to 3484 code for a protein of 924 amino acids. The transcript is spliced from 9 exons. Gene Ontology annotation, biological process: intracellular signal transduction. Gene Ontology annotation, cellular component: plasma membrane.
CGAGAGACUGAUUGGGACAGCAGGCAGAGAAAUAUUCAUAUACCUGCAACAAGACCAAUUGCAAAAUCCUCAUGCAUAAGUAGAGAUCAAAUAAUAAAUCAAUAAGUUUAGCAUCAACAAGGGACAGCUUAUCCGGAGAGGAAUGAAUAUUAGUGUUAACAUUGGCAGACACACUGUCUGCUUAGCAAUACAGCCUGCUAGCUGACCAGCUGCUCAAACUUGGUAACGUUAAUUUAUGAGCAGAGCUGGGCUAGCUAGUUAGCACCACGGGCUAUUCAAAAAUCCCUUUGUACCUCAACUUAUUUGGUUUUAACACAAAUCGCGUGUUUACGUGCAAAAGUCAUUUUAGGUCACAAAUCUGUACCUCAGGAUCCUUGCAGAACCUUAAAAAACACCUGAGGACCUGGUGCUCCUGACAUUUGUUUUUGCGCACAGCCACUUGUACAUACAUUUACACAUUGUUAUGUGUAGAAUGUAAAUUAUUUUAGAACAUCAAACUGGUGAAUGACAAAAAAGAUCAUUUUUUUAAAUGGGGGAAGACAGUUAUCAGUCAUUUUUAGGUCAAGUAUUCAAUAUUCACGUCUGUUGUAAAAUUAUAGCCCGAUGAACAGAGCCUACAUCCCCCAUGCCCACAUAGAUCGCAGCGAUCGCUUGAUCCAACAUCCUUGAUGAUCAGUUGGUCUUAAAUUGAUCAAUCUGUUUGUCAGUCAUGAAUGGCUCCCUCUUAACUCCGCCCAGUCCCCGGGCUGCGGCUAAUUCGUCUCCUCUCCCACCCUCCCCAUCUCCCUCCCCGUCUCCUCCAUCCCCAUCACUGUUGCCCCUCUCCACAAGACCCCCGCCACUGCCUCCUCCGACUCCUGCUGGUCAGCCCUUGUCAUCAUUAUCUGACACGCCCACACCAUCUCCAUCUCCCUGUCUUAGCUGGACCGAGUUCUGUGAGCUCCACGCACGGGUAGCCGCCGGUGACUUCGCCCGUCAUUUUCGGGCCUUCUUGCAGGAGAACCCGCAUUACUCCCCUGAUUCUGCUGCUGCUUUCUGUCGCCGCUUCACUGACAGAUUUGUUCGACAUUUCGAGAGUGAACUCGAGGGGACUGGCGUUGGCAGGGAAGGAACAGGAAACUGGGUCGCCCAGUCAGAUGUUACAUCGCUGGAAGAGGAUGCAACAUCCCCGUCCUUGCUGCCACCAGAGAUCACUACCCCCUGCCCGUCCACUCACAUGCGGGCCCCGCCCAAACCUCUUUUGCCCCAACAUGGACAGGAGGAAAGCCGCGGUGCGGAAAGAUUUCAGAACCCUGCAGCAUUUCAGGACUCGUAUGCCCAUACACAAAUUCUCCCCCCUUCCUCCUCAUCUUCAUGCUCGUCCUCAAUGGGCGGCAAUAAUGGGCGGAGGGAGGAGAGAGGACUCACAGUUAAACAGUAUCCUCACAAUCCAUCUGGCUACAAGGACCUGGAAGAAGAAGAGGACAGCUGGAUGGGGCCUGUAACUGGAGAGGAGCUGGAUGCAGAUGCUGUAGGGAAGGACAAUGAGGCAGAAGGUGAGGAUACCUCAGAAAGAGCUGAUCUCAACCAGACUCCAACAUGCCCCAACCCCUCUGGCACACCAGCAAGCUCUGGGUCAAAAGGCAAUGGUACCCCCAUGGGGGGUCACUCCAAAAACAAACUAAAAAAGCGCUUUUCUCUACGCAGCGUGGGUCGCAGUGUCAGGGGGAGCGUGCGAGGCAUCUUACACUGGCGCAGUUCCUCCAGCGACUCCCCUCAGAACUGCACUUCGGGUAACUCCGCCCCUCUUCCUUCCAGUUACAGCUACACUACAGGCCUGCAAGAUGGCAAGAGGAACUCCAGCUCCCAGGCUGUUCCCUCUUCUCUUCCUGUCUCUCUGUCCCUCCCUCUUUCCCUGCCCCACUCUUCAUCAUCAUCGUUGCCUCCAUCAUCAUCCAGCAGCGCAACUUCACUCUCCUUUUCUGAGGCCCGUGAUUGGCGGAGGAGUAACGGAGAUGGGGAGAAGGAGAAAUGGAGUCACCGGUUGGAGAAGUUGCGACUGUCUCGGUCACCGCCACCCACUCUGUCCACAGCUGCUCCACCCACCUCGGCCAUAUCUCCCUCUGCUUUGCCCCCCAGCAGCGCUGGUGCCCCUAGGAAAAUGGGCAGGCUGGUCCGGGAGGGAGGAGUGACCGUGUGCUCAUCUUCGGAUGAGUUUUCUAGCUCUCUUGGAUUCCCUGGGUUCUCGUUUGGACUGCUGCACCACGGUACGGACAACAGCAACUCUGCAUCAGUGCAUCCUUCAGCCAUGGGGGGAGCUGUUGGUGGACGGGGGGCCCGUUGGCACAAGUGUCGCCUAGUUCUGAAAGAGCGAGAUAAGGACAGAGGGGAUGGAGGGCUGGAAUAUUUCCUGGAGUUUUACAUCCCACCUAAGUCCUCCAAGCCCAGAUUGACUAUCCCAUGCUGCUCCAUUGUUGAUGUUAGAAGCACUACAGCCAUAGAGGUGCCAGACAAAGAGAAUACCUUCCUUCUGCGAUUAGAAGGGCAGGUGCAGUACGUGAUCGAGACCAGAGAUGCAGUUCAGAUGAGAGCUUGGCUCAGCGACAUCAGAAAUGCCAUUUGUCUGAGUGAGCAAGAGGAUGUCGAGGGAGUUUGUGGCAGUGCUCUCACUGACCUCAGCGGAACGCCGGAUUUCAGCGACCGUCUGUCUCAAGUGUGCUAUGGUGGAGUCGGGGGUUCUCCCCAACUGGAGCCUCUACCUCCUGAGUUACCACCACGUGCCCCACUUGAUGAAUCGGACAAUCGAUUACUUGGUGGGGGCGGAGCAGGUCUCGGCACGCCUUUUGCUGAAACUCCUGAUGCAACAGGGUCAUUCCUGUUCUCAGAAGGUUCUGUGUCGGAGACUGUAGAACAUCCUCUGAGCGAGUGUCAGUGGUUCCAUGGCACACUCUCCCGUCUUAAGGCGGCCCAGCUGGUGCUGUCGGGUGGCAUGGCCAGCCAUGGGGUGUUCCUCGUCCGGCAAAGUGAGACACGCCGUGGAGAAUACGUUCUCACCUUCAACUUCCAGGGCAAGGCAAAGCACUUACGUCUCUCCCUGAAUGAGGACGGACAGUGUCGUGUGCAGCAUCUUUGGUUCCAGUCCAUUUUCGACAUGCUGGAGCAUUUCCGUGUGCACCCCAUUCCCCUAGAAUCUGGGGGGGCCUCUGACGUCACCCUCAUCAGCUUUGUGGGUGCUACAAAUGUCCGGCAACCAGACUUGACCAGCAGACCCCGUAGUCCUCCCCAGCCACCGCCUCUGCCUCCUGGACGCCCUCCGCCCCCAACCCCACCGCAAGACCGAGGGAGCGAAACGGAGGCCACGGGAGGAGGUGGAGCCAGCAGUGGGGCGGAGGAGUGCGAAGAACGCGAUAGGGAUCCACCUCUCCUCCAACUGGAAGGAGUGGAGGGCGAGGAGAGGGAAGGAGGGAGGGCAAGAGCCAUCGACAACCAGUACUCCUUCUUUUAAGCAGAACAAGGUUGGAUACGAAGAUGAAGAGGAGAGCCUUUCACAAUCAGUAUUUUUCCUUUACCCGAAGAGCUGACAGAGUGUGUUCCAGAGUCAUUAACACUAUUGAACAGAGAGAGAGAGAGAUGGAGAGAAUGUGAGUGAGACAUUCAUAAAUAUAAGCAUAUACGAUAUUGACGGUACAUCAUUGAAACACUAAAUAACUUUGAGUAAAACACUAAAGUAAAUUGAGGGUGGAUUGUGAAAAUCAGCUUUUACUAAUCUGUUCUCCGGUGUUUGUCAAUACUAAAGACAGUUCCUUCUCUGGUGCUGCUGCAUAGGAAGGUACGAGAGCUUCGCCAGUGUUCUUCAGACUGCAGUUCCUAUGGUGGUACCACACUGGUGUUGUGUUUUUAAAUACUUGUUUCACGAAUGGAGGAACAAGUGUGUCCCUUAUCGCAAAUUCAGAUUGUUACAUUGUGUCGGACUCUCUUAUUCAUUAGUCUAGUGUUGCCCGGCCCAUCACACUUAUUCAACAGGAAUGGUUUUUAUUAUUUUUUCCUCAGGUGAGUGGAUAGUUUUACUUCAGAGAUUGUUACCCACCAGCACUCUUAUUAUACUGGAGCAUUGUUUGUGUUCUGCCACUGACAAACUAAGAAUGUCACAAAGUAAUAACUAAAUACUUACUGUUAAUUUCAGUUGAAUAGCAGGCAUUGCCUUUGCCAAAAGCCCAAUUUUUUUAAAUCUAGUAUUACUUCUUAAGGUUAAUGAAAAUAUUAAACAUCUCUAUAGAUUCCAUUAUUACCUCAGAGUCCUGAUCUGUUACCCAGCUCCUCUCCAUGAAUGAGAGCACAACAUACAGAGCCAGGACGAAUCCUCUGCUCUCCCUCUCUCUUUCAUUAAUUUUCCCAUUACUUGUAGUUUCACAGCCUUGCUGUGCUACAGGUGCAUUUAUUUGCAUUGAGGUGGAGUCCAGAGGAGGGAGAGAGAAUGCUCUUUGUUUAAAAGAGGACUUUGUUGUCAAGUACAAUAAUAACUGCUAAUAAUAAUUUUAAAUUUAAUAAUUGUCCAAAUAAUAGUAUUAUUUUAUUUUCAAAAUGCCUUUAUUUUUGUUGUUUAUUAUAUUGACACAUAAUAUUUGUUCUCCGAGAUCUGUUUUCUCUUUUUUUGUGUGUGUGCCUUUUUAUAUUUCUAAUCUAACCCUGUCCCCCACUGCGGUCUCUUUCAACUUUGCUUCGCUUUCCACAGAUUUCAGGAAAACGUUUUAAAAAAGGAAAAAAAUAGUCCCUUUCUUCCUGUGCCUUUUCGUGUUGUUACUUGCCAUUUCCUCUUGUUUUGUGCCAGUCAUUCUUCAUUUUUUUUUUGCCUCAGUCUUUUGCUGCACCUGCCAUUCAUUUGAGUGCCUCCAUCUGUAAUCUCCUUUUUAAUUCAUUUCUCUUUUUCUGUCUCAACUUCUUCAGAUGUUCUUUUCUUAAUCCCACGGAUCAUUCAGUACGAUUUGUUCUCUUUGUUUGCUUUGUGCGCUUCUCGCUCCAUUUUAUUCUUUAUUUAAACCUAUUAUUGUGCCUUCUCUCUUCUCUUCUUUAUCUCUCUGUCUGUGCUGGGGCCGUGUGUUAAGGUGGACACUGUUGCCCACUCUGUGUAAUUAGUUUCAGGUACUACAUUGAAUUUAAUGAUGAUGAUAAUAAUAAUAUGAUAUAAUAUAAUUAUACUGAAACAAUGUUUGUGUUGUGUUUGUGUAAUUGGGAUGGAUGGAUGGAUGGAUGGAUGACAUGUAUGGUCAUAAACAGAACUUUACUUCCAGAAAUCCAUUGUGUGCUCAUAAUCCCAUGAUGAUUUAAGUACAUUUAAAAAAAUAUAUGUGCGAUU